CAGCGGCCUCCCGGCGCUUCGGGCCGCCUCCGAAGAGGCGACGAUGGCGGGCAGCCCGGCGCGAGGCCAGCGCUCGGGCUCCAAGGUAUCCCGCGCACCGGCGCAGGUCAGCUCCGACGUGGAGGAGCUGCAGAGCCGCUUGCAAGAGACCCUGGACGUGCUGACCCCGCACGAGCUGCGCAGCUUCCGCUUCAUCCUCAAGAGGCUGGACGUGGAGCCGCGGGUGAGCCAGCUGCGCCUGGAGCUGGAGGGCGGCAGCGCGUCUGGGCUGGCCAGCCUGCUGGCCAGGCACUAUUGUCUGCCCACCGCGCCGCGCGUGGUCGUCAUGGUGCUGCAGCAGUUGCGCCGCGCCGACUUGCUACCCCUCUGGCAGAGCCGUGCGGCCCCGGACAGCGAGGUGAUUCCAAGAAAGAGUCUGAAGAGAAGCUAUGAUUGUGUGGACGGUGACUUGGACAGUUAUGAUCUGAGCGGCAAGCGGAAGGCCUUCCUCAUGUGUGUGAAGAAGCACAGGCCGGGGGCGAACCAGGACAUCGAGCUCAUGAAGGAGUGGCUUGGCCAUUGCCGUUUCGAACACACCUCCUGCAUCGAUCCCGACAAAAUGGAGUUACUUGAACAAAUAACAUUAUUUCGGGAUGAGCUCAAUGAAAUUAGAGACAAAAUUGGCUGCUGCAUUGUCACUCUCAUGUCCCACGGCGAGCAAGGCUUUAUUAAAAUGAAAGAUGGUGAGAAAGUCAGCCUGGAAAUCAUUUUUGAAAUGUUCAACAAUAAGAACUGCCCUGCUCUUCAGGAGAAGCCAAAGAUCUUUAUAAUUCAGGCCUGCAGGGGAGAGAAGAGAGACUGUGGUGUUGAGACGGAUGAUGAGCCCAUGGAUUCUGAUGACAUCUGUGAGAAGCGGCGGCUGCCCACGUUCAGUGAUUAUUUCAUCAUCUACCCCACCCAGCCAAAUCAUGUAGCUCUCCGGCACUGCAUUAAGGGCUCUGUGAUGAUUGAGGCCAUGAUUGAAGUCUUUAAUGAGUACGGGAAUCGGUGGCACAUCGCGGACUUCUUCACCAAAGUGAAUAGCAGAGUGGUGCAGAAGGAAUUCUCUCUAUACGAGGAACCUGUGAAAGUAUCACUCGUAAUGGAAUCGACUUUAACUAAGUCUGUGUAUUUUUGACCGAAUCAGGAAGACUUUAAGACAAGGACUCCUUUAAGAUAGACUUCACAGAGAUCUGUGAAGGUUUGUAGCAUAUUACUAAUGGUUCUAUUUUGCAUUAUUUCUGUCACUUGCUAUACAUUUCCAGUUUGUUUUAUGUUUGUUUUCCUAGGAUUUAUGACAUGUAUUUGCUACUUGUAAAUAUUUUCGACUUUUCUAAAAUCGCGGCUUUCUAAAAUGUCAUUCCUGGAUUGUUAUCAGA
Messenger RNA from Sorex fumeus (smoky shrew), 1397 nucleotides. RefSeq names its product caspase-14-like. Bases 44 to 1156 code for a protein of 370 amino acids. The record is from RefSeq and is a predicted model, not a curated record. Gene Ontology annotation, biological process: proteolysis. Lineage: Eukaryota; Metazoa; Chordata; Mammalia; Eulipotyphla; Soricidae. The transcript has 7 exons. Gene Ontology annotation, molecular function: cysteine-type endopeptidase activity.